AUGAGUACUGGCUGGAGCUUCCAACCCAACGGAAGAAGCGUCCAGGGGAAAAGAAGGGAGGAGCUGAAUUUUAUUAACAUUUUUGACAAAGGAGAAAUCCCCAAUUUUAGGGAAAAAAAUGGACAGAUCAGCAAUGGGCUGAAUUGCGGCCCCGCUGGGCGCAAGGCGUUGAUUCGAUGGAUAGAAUGUAAAGGCGAAACGAUUAGACAUGAAAAGAAAGAGACACAAAAAAUAGAAGAAAAAUUAAGACAUAAUUACCAAGUUAAAAAUGAAGAGGAGAACAGCUACCCCGCUUUGAGCGCGUGCAAGGUGUGGCAAAGGAGGCAGUCCUUCCAGGAUAAGACCCUCUCCGGUUUAGUGGAUUUCCUCAAGUUUCUGAGCAUUCCCAAGCAUGUAACAUACAGAACGGUGUUCGAUAAUUAUCUAUCCCCUAAGUUUGCAAAUAGGCUUAGUUCGACGGAGGCUUCGCAGAAGGGGCUGACCAAAUUGGCGAAGAAAAUGAUGCCCAUGUUCCAAGUGCGGGAAAUGCAGCCACUGUUUUCCAUUCUUCUGGACAAAAUAGACGUCAUACCUAUAGGGAUUCUUAAAACGUUGGUGGAGGAAACCCCGUCAGCUCAGUAUUUUUACGAAAUAGCCUCCACCAAAGUGAAGAGAAAGAUAUGGGUUCUAUGUCCCGAUAAGUUCUACGAAGAAGUUGAACCAAUUAUAGAAGAAAUUAUUUUAAGAAUUAAAAUAAAAAGCAGACACGAUGACACAGUAGUUGCUUUGGUUAGCAAACUUGUGGAGUUGAUAGGAAAUGAAAAGGAAAAUUUUUUUUUGUAUAAUUUGUGCGUGCACAUUGUGCGUUUAAAAUGGGUCCAGGUCAUUCUAUGUGAAAAAGAAAGUUUUGCCUCAGAUUGUGGUUCAGUAAGUAACGGUACUUCUCCCCCCGGUGGGGGUAUAGAAUGUAGAAGUGAUGCUGAAGAUAGCAAAAUAGAAUCUAAAGCAAAUUCCACUCCUGUUCCAUACGAAAGGAGCGAAUUUGUCGAUGAAAGAAAUUUAAGAGGUGGGUACAAAGAAAAUUGGGAUAACUUUAGUUACGUAAAUUUGGAUCCAUUUUAUCACCCCCACUUGUCUGGUAACCAUUUUGGAGACAAGCUGAAUAAUCUGCACUCUUGUUUUGACAAAAUUAUGCAUAAGGAGGAAAAUGUAAAAGGGCAAGAGGUAACUAACUCCGAUGGGACGAAGCCGUAUGUUAUAUCUCUCACUGGGUAUAGCCACUAUAGCACCUCUUUUCAUUAUUUGAAGAAGAGGAAGUUGGUUCAGGUAGGAGAGGGUGAAGAUAAUACUCCCAAAGGAGGGGGGACGAUCCCUUGGAAGAACUGUGAGAAGGAUGAAGGGAGCUUUUUCACAAGCACCAUGGAGGCAGGCACCCAAUUUAAGAACGAUAUGAAGAGGAGCUGGCCGAUAGACCUAGGAGGGAAAGACGCGAAAAGGAUAAAAAUCAACAUACACAAUUUUAAAAAGGAUAAGUUUUUUCCAAAUGGGUCUAACCCGAGUAGUGGAAAAAUGUACAACGAGGCGGGGGAUACUUCCACAGUUGGGGAGGACGAGGAUGGCAUUAUGCCCCCCAGUGGCGUCAAUAAGGAGAACACAGAAGGGAAUAUCCAUGUCAUCACAAACAACAAUCGCAGUAGCCACAGUAGUAGCAGCAGCAACGAUGGAGAAGACGGAGAUGGGAUGGACGGCAAAAAAAAAUGGCAGAAAGAAAAAGGUGCACAUAAAAUCAAGUACAAAACGAAUUGCAGUGAAAAUUAUCCCAAGAAAACGCUUCUACCUUUCGAUGGAAUGUUUUAUAGCCAUUUAAGGCUGCUCCUAUGUCUGCAGUAUAAAGAAAAAUAUAACAUAAAAGAUGAAGAGAUGGUGAAAGUAGACCCCUAUUUUCCUGUUAUCGAGUUUAUUAACCACCUCAUUAGGGAUGGCAUAUUAAAUUUUUCGGACCAAGUUAAGACACAAGAAGUAGUUAAAAUGGUCAAAAAUAGUCUGAGCAUAAAAAACGUGGAAGAUUUAUGUGAGUACUCUCUUCUUUUUAGUAACAUCCUAUUAAAGUUCUGCAUCAUUAAAGGUAUUUGUUUUUACUUCUACCGAAAUAACUUGGAAGUGGUUCCCUAUAAAAAUUGCAUGCUCUUUUGGACCUCCCUUUUUUACUUUGGCGUUUACAACAAUUUUUUUUCUUUAAUUAAGUAUGCGCUGGAUAAGGUGGAGUACAAGGAGAGGAAGAAAAGGUGCAGCCAAUAUUCUCACUUGAGACAGAGCUUGCUGGGGGAAGGCACUCAGUCCUGUGGGAACUUCCCUGGGGAGACUUCCAGAACGGGGGAUGUUGAAAGUGACUCUUGGGUUUCUUGGGAUGAGAAGAGGGAGAGCCUAUCGGGGAGAUCAGAUGAAUUAUCAGCUGAACUAUCACCUGAACUAUCACCUGAACUAUCACCCGAAUCAUCGGAGGGGGUAUUGCACGAAGAAGGAAAUGAGGCUAGUCUAACCGGCGAUGAUUAUGGAGAAUAUGAAGGAAGCAGGACAAGUGAAUAUUCGAAAGAGGUCGACGAGGAUGGAAGUAGUGAGGGGGUAGAAACGGUUGGCAGUAGUGUGCGGAGCGAUGAUGUCGGCAGUAUUGAGGAGGGUGUAGAGACUGGAAGUAGUAAUGUGAGUGAAGGGGUAGAAAUGACCGAACAGAGUGAAGAGCUUGAAGGGACAGCGCCAAGUGAAGAACUCGAGGGAACAAUGUCCAGUGAAGAACUCGAUGGAACAGAGCCAAGUGAGGAAAUAGAAGGGGCAACACCCACUGAGGAGAUAGAAGUGACAGCGACCAGUGAGGAGAUGGAAGGGACAGAGCCCAGUGAGGAAAUAGACGAGACAAUGCUCAGCGAAGAGGUUGACCAGACCGAGCAGGGUUCACCGACAGAAGAACCAGGCCCGGGUUACCCACGGGAGUACGGAAUUCCCCGUGAAGAGUACAAUAGCAGCGUUGAAUAUGGGGAGCAAUUUACCACAAACGGAAACGGGCAUUACGACAAUGUGGGUGAAUACCAAGGUCAUCUGGAGCGGUACGACGAAAGUGAAGUGCACAGUGGGGAAUCGAGCGAGGAGGGGAAGCGGAAGGAACAAGAGCGUGCAUAUACCAGGUACAGGGAGUACGAAUAUGGUGAGGGGGAUGAGGUCGAAGAGGACGAAAGCGACGGACAGGGUGAAGACGAAGAAAGCGAAGAACAAGUUGAAAAUGACGAAAGCGACGAAUAUGGAGCAGAUGACGAAGAAUCCCUCGGAGACGGCGAGGAGGAAACUUACAUCCAGCGCUACACGCGUUACCCCCACGGAGGGCGCAAGGGAAAAGCGCACGUGCUCCAGUUCAAAACCUGCAGUGACAACAACACGUACUUGGCGCAUGAGGAAGAAAGAAGCGAGAAGGACUAUUUCAAGUUAUAUUUCUACAGCGUGCGGAGUACACAAGAACCGAAGGAAGAGCACGCCAGCCAUGUUGGACAUACCAUCAGCGAAAUGAAAAGCAAAAAAAAGUAUAAACUGCUGGUGGACAAUUGUAAGGAUAGCUAUUUGAAGAUACCCCUAAUGAGCAUUUUAAAAUAUAUAGUAAUUUCGAAUAACGAACAAGACACCUUCCUGUCCUUUUUUGAUUUUUUCGAAGAAGAUACAAAAUUUGAAAACUUGAAAUCUGUGAAGGAAAAAAACAGCAUAUUGCUCUUAUCAGCUUUGUUGAAUAUUCCCCAAGUAAAUUAUAUGAAAAUAAAAAAUUUUUUCUCGAUCAUUCAUGAAUUUUUUUAUAUGGAAAAGAAAAAUUUACGAAGCGUACCCUUCGGUAAUGCUCCACCGAGGGAGGGUAACUCCAAUGCAGACGUUGCAAAUGGGAUAAGAAGGGUAGAGGAACAUAAAAAAUUACACACAUCCAGUGAACUGUUAAGCAACAGCAGCAUGUGGAGUGACGAAACUGGUAAAGUAGAUAGGGUGGGCAGUAAUAUGUGCACCUCCUCAAACGGUAUUAGUAGUUAUGCCAAUUGGGGGAUAACCAAAAGAGACGCAGAAAGGGAAGUGAUCAAUAGCAGGUUACCCCUUCCUAUUAGCAAUGAAUAUACAACCAUGUGUGAGAAAGACAGACGCGCGAACGAAUGGAGUGAAGACCAAACUAGCGUGUCGGAUGCAAGCAGUAUGAACAACAUGCCUGUGGUAGGGAGGGAAAAAAACACGUUUGAAAGUUUGAGAAAAAGUCUAAUAAGCCAAAUAAAUGAUAUGAACGGCGCAAAAAGUGGAAACCAAUUCUUAAUAAAUAAUAACAUAACGUCUAUAUGCGCUUACCUGAGGGAGGUGUGUGGUGACGAUGGAGCUGCCGGUGAAUCAUUUAACCCUCUUAGCCAAGUCGACGUGGAUAAUGCAACAAAUCCGCCAAUCGGAGCGAAAGUGAGCGAUACGAAAAAAAGUACACCUCCCUCAAUUAACCUGUUUUGCGAAAUAUCGAACGAGAUAGUGAGUACGUUAAACAAUUGCAACGGCGUCAGCACCAUGAACAAGUGUCUGCCUUAUAUUUUAAAAGUGUGUUCCCGAACUUUGCAUUUUUUAAAAAAAAAGAAGCUGAUAAAUAUUUACAUAAAAUACAUGUAUCUAUAUGAGUAUCUGUACCACAUGGUGCUGAACAGAAUGCUGCACAUUAGCACGAUGAAGAGUCUGCCCUUUUUGCAAAAUGUUAUCCUAAAGGAGUUGCAUUACUACUUUGAAGAUUUUAAAAAUAGGAAAGUGAAGAACCUGUGGAAGUUUUACCUCUACGCUCACACACUAAUUGAUAUAAACAAAAUGAACUUAAUUAACAAGCUGUUUCAUAACAAUGCCAUUGAUUAUUUUAUAAAGCUGUUUUACUCUCUGUCCUUUUACAACCCGGUCUUUUCGGUGCUUUUUUUGAAGCUCAUCCAGGUAGGCACAAUGAUCUGUCAGCGUUGA
Messenger RNA from Plasmodium coatneyi, 4977 nucleotides. RefSeq lists its product as uncharacterized. NCBI's taxonomy places the organism in Eukaryota, Apicomplexa, Aconoidasida, Haemosporida, Plasmodiidae. The transcript has 3 exons. Bases 1 to 4977 code for a protein of 1658 amino acids. The record is from RefSeq and is a predicted model, not a curated record.